AUGGAUUUUGAGAGCAGGUCCCGAGAGCCUAGCCGGCGGUCAUCAGAAAGCACCAUCAAUUCCUCCAACGCUCUGUUACCGACGUCGGCCGAUGAUGCUUCACGACCGGCAAAUGAUAGCCCAGCACCAGAAGCCGGCUCAGUACUAACACGCCUAUACAUCUCACACACACUCUCAGCAUGGAACUCACGCAUGUUCGAAUUUGGCGCCGUGCUCUUCCUAGCUUCGAUCUUCCCGGGCACACUACUAUAUGCUUCGAUAUACGCUCUAGUGCGGGCGUUUUCAACCGUCGUGCUGUCGUCCUGGCUGGGUGCGCAAGUUGAUCGCUUAGACCGGCUCGUAGCUGUGAGGUAUUCCAUUGUGUGGCAAAGAGUCCCUGUCGCGGUGUCGUGCUUGUGCUUUGUGGCAACCCUGUCUACGGACUCUUGGGUGCUUACGAUUGUCUUGUUCGCUGUGCAGGGCUUGCUGGCUUGUAUAGAGAAAUUGGCCGCUUCGGCUAAUACGGUAGCUGUGGAACGGGAUUGGGCAAUCGUGAUCUCGGAUAGUAUCAAUGUCCCUCGACAAGACUUGAACGCCUCCAUGAGACGAAUCGAUCUAUUCUGCAAGCUCGUGGCACCAGUAUUCAUCUCCUUGAUCGACAGCAUAUCAUCCCGAUACGCAAUUUGGACAGUAUUCACCCUGAAUACCGCAUCAGUGCUGGUCGAAUAUAUGGCCAUUGCCCAGGUCUACCAAUCAGUUCCCGCCUUGACCAAGACACAAGCUCCCACAACACAAGCAGAUGAUAUAAAUAGCGAGAGCGACGACCCUAACCAGAACACAUCAUCUCGCGAGAUACCCCACUCCUUGCCAGAGUCAUCACUAGCACCAUGGAAGGAGUACAUAGCCAGCCCAGUCUUCCUAGCAUCAUUUGCCCUGAGCCUGCUCUACCUAACAGUCCUAUCAUUCGGCGCAACAAUGACCACGUACCUGCUGCACACGGGCUUUACCUCGUUACAAGUCAGCUACAUGCGCAUCGGCUCCGUGGCCGCCGAGCUAUCUGGCACAUGGACAGCGCCUAUGAUCAUGAACCGGAUCGGUCCGAUUCGGUCCGGGCUAUGGUUCCUGAACUGGCAGUUUGUCUGCGUGGCUGGUGCGGCCGUUUCUUUCGUUGCUUGGGACUCGAGCUCGCGGUUCGUGGCGGGCACGCUGAUUGCGGGCGUGGCUUUGAGUCGGAUUGGGCUCUGGGGAUUCGAUUUGUCCGUUCAGUUUCUUGUUCAGGAGAAUAUACCGGAACAUGCCCGUGCCCGCUUCUCUGCGACUGAAAUGGCGCUGCAGAAUGUUUUCGAGAUGCUUUCUUUUGCCUCGACUAUUGCUUUCCCGCUGCCGGCUCAGUUCCAGUAUCCGGUGCUGAUCAGUUCUGGAGCUGUGAUGGUCGCUGCUGUUUGUUUUGCGGCUUAUGUGCGCAAGGAACGAGGUCAUCUACUGCAUCGAUCGCGGUGUAUGGGUGGGGAUAAAGUGUUAUAUCGAGCGAUUGAGUCUGAGUCAGUUUAG
Molecule: messenger RNA, 1530 nt
Organism: Penicillium samsonianum
Lineage: Eukaryota; Fungi; Ascomycota; Eurotiomycetes; Eurotiales; Aspergillaceae
Product: putative iron-regulated transporter
Exons: 5
Coding region: 1-1530 (509 amino acids)
Biological process (GO): iron ion transmembrane transport
Cellular component (GO): membrane
Molecular function (GO): iron ion transmembrane transporter activity
Source: RefSeq, a predicted model, not a curated record